AAGGAAGAGUUGGAGGUCGAGAAUUUUCUUUGCAUUUCAUUGAAUUGAAAAUUAUCGGAUAUCAAGCGAGUGUAAAAUAUCCGUGAGUCACGCCGCCGUCUGCAUAAUUGUUUUCCGUCACUGUGCUAGUGUAAGCACCUAAAGCGCGUCUUUCAUAAGGAAAUGGACGCUCCGUUUGUUUUGUCUCCUUUUGACAUAUCGCUCAGCUGUGCUUUAGGCGAGUUGAUUUGAACGCAUUGUUGGAGAAAAGACCUCAAGUUGAAAAGAAUAUUACAAAAAGAACUUUCCACAUAUAAGUGUGGAUUCUUGCUUAAUACUUGCUAUUUGAAAGUGGAUGAAGUAUUGAAUUUAGGACAAUAUUUCGGCAAUUCAAAGAUCAAAGAUGUCGAGUAACACCACUUCCAGCGCAACCGGUGAAGAGAAAACUUCAGCUGCUGUCGAUGAUGUCGAAUCGUCUUCAAUUACCGCUCUGUCACAUCAGAUGUCAGAUUCCUCUUCGCAACCUUCGAGUUCUCAAGGUAUGAUAAUAUUACAUUAUUCUUUUACUGGUAAGACAAAGGCAAUUUAUUUUGGCCAUUUUCUCUUUGGCACGUUAAAAUUUCGAGGCUUGUCUUGUUAUGUUACUGCAUAAUUAACUCAGUCUUUGUACUAAAGGCUGUUUGUCUCAGGUUUUGUUGAACUGAAAGGCAGUGUUUCGUCUACCUGAGAUAUUGAAUUACCUUUUUCAUGUAUUCCCUUACAUAAGAUGUAUUAAAUCUAUUUUAGUUUUGUUUAAUUUUUGGCUCAGAUUUGCUAUGACACGAGGGAAGCUUUUGCGGCUAUUAUUCAACACGGUUGAAGAGUUUUACUUGUCACGUUUUCUUUUGGUAGUCACAAAUGUCGUUUUUCCGAAUCAAAGAAGCUAAUGUACAUCACAUUUAAAGGCUGCUUCAUUAAGAAAGGUUCUUUCCUCUUUUUUUGCCGUUGAUUGCCGUCUUUGAGGUUUAUCGUGAUUUGUCAUGGAAUGAAUUCGUGUAGUGACUGCGAAGAUCGCAUGACAAGAAAUUAUAUUUAAUUUGCAUAAGUUCGGUUCAUGUCGAUAACAAUUUGCCAACGCUCACGAAAAAGAAAAAGUUUGACUCGAUUGCCGUUUCGAAAUGUUUAAUUGAUAAAAAGUAGAAAAUAGGCAUCAAUUUAGUGCUGUGACCGCCAUAUCUAUACAUUAGAUAUUUAGGUUCCGUCGCGUUAACUCAAUCAAGCUACGACUAUAGUAGGCAUGCAUAAUGAAUAUUUCCACGAAUGUUACUGCCUUCGUCACUGCAAAAUGUUUUUUCGAUAGGAAUGAAUUUUCAAAAGGUGGGAAUUGCACCCAAGGCUUAACUUUCACCUUGUCUGUUUUUCUUUAUCACUCAUUUGAAAUAAGGUUGAAUAAAUUUAUUUAAUAAAUUUAUUUGUUGUUUAAAAUUAGUCAUUCUUUUAAUGCAACAAUGAUUAUGGUGACACCUUGGUUGUCUCCUGUUCCUUCACAUCACCUGCAUCCAGAACUCCUCCUGCCUCGGAUCCAUGUACUAACCAGUCAGGCUCAGAGGGACUGUGCAAUCCACUCUGUACUUCGGCUUGGGAAUUUAGCAAGUUUCCUGCAUAAUAUUAUCUUCCUCUCCCUCCCAAGAGCUUGAAGACUGGAUGCAGCGAGCAAUCCUGAAAUGGUCCACAUGAACAAAUCGUACUUGGCUCCCACAGCAAACUAGGAAAGUGCGUGGACCUUUCACAAUGAGUGAUCGGCCAAUUAUGAACCAAGACGACUUCUUGCAACUUGAACUCUCGGAGCUUCACUCGUCCUUCAUCAUGGCGCUUUCUCUACUGCUCUGUUGAGGAUGGGUUUCAGUGAUGUGAAACAGUUCCUAAUCUGUUGUCCCAAAAACAGUUCAAUGGAAGAUUGCCCAGUGACAGUGGCUAAGGUGUGCUAUGAUUCAAAAUAAAUAGUUGACCAGCUCGUGUUCCAGACUGAGGGUAUUUGUUUUGCCAUCUAGCAAAAAACCGCCCUGGUGGUCUGGACAGAAAGUUCACCAGCUCCAUUAGAUGCAUUGUGGUGGGGUGGAACCUGGGUAAACCUGACUCCAUUCUGCCUCAAGAAUUAAGAGAACUCUUCAGAUGCCAGCUGUGGCCUGUUGUCUGAAACCAUGUCUUCUGGUGUUCCAUAGUAAGCAAACAAUGUACGCUAAACCUCAAUGGUUUUCAAGCUGGUCAAGGAACUCAUGGGAAUUACCUCCAACCACUUGGAAUAGGCAUCAAUAACAAUCAAGAAAUUCAACUUGCCCUUCUCAGAGAAAUCAAUGUGGAUAUGCUGCCAUGGCUUAGCAGGCCAUUUCCAAGGGUGAAAUGGUGCCCUUGAAGGGGACUUGCCCAAGGCAGCACAAACAUGACAUUGCUGAACCCUCUCAACAAUAGCAGCAUCCAAUCCUGGACACCAAAAAUAACCCCUGACCAGCAACUUCAUGUGGCAGAUUCCAUGAUCCUCUUGGUGCAAGUUAUCCUACAGACGAACACAAUACCUCUCAGGAAUAACCACAUGUAAACCCUACAAUACACAUCCUUAGUCAACAGAAAGUUCUUGCUUUAUUGAAAAGUAAGGCUGCAACACUGGAUCAUCUAAUGCUUGAGGCCAUCCAUGCAAAGUGAAGUCGUACACACAAGCUAAAAUGGGUCUUUUCUAGUUGUAGCCAUGAUAUAUUGGGCUGUAACUGGAGGGUCCUCCAGGCAACUGAUGAAAUAUACUUCUUCCUUGUCCUCUUGUUCUUCUAAAGACACCCGUACAAGUCUUGACAAAGCAUCAGCAUUCGCAUGUUCAGCAGACUUCCUAUACUUAAUCUCAUACUGAUAAGCUGCUAAAAUCAAACGCCACCUUUGCAUCCUUGCUGUGGCCAGUGGGGUACACCAGUCUUUGGCCCAAGAAUCAUGACUAGCAGCUGAUGAUCCGUAAGCAAUGUGAACCUCUGACCAGAGGGGCGGGGAGAGAUGACAUCUGGGACUGAGUAACAAUGUCCUCACAACUUGCAAAGCAGUCACCGUGUGUGGUGGUCAGCGGAUGAUUGCAGUGUAUUUUUCACAAUGUAAAUAUUUCAGAGGCGAGAAGGGAACCUGCAGAGGAAAUAACUGGAAACAUAAUAUCAUGCCUCCUUGUUUUUCUUGCAUAUUGCAUUUGUCCUUUGGUAUUGAAAUUGCAAAACGGAAGUGACACUCAUGUGCAACCAUGUAAAUUCUUAACUGACAACAACGCUCUGUGGACUAUCGAUCGAGUUUGUAGGUAUUUUGUUGGGUGAGGAGAAUAUCAUAGAAGUUAUGAUGCUGUUAAAAAUUACUGGAGAAAAUGUUAAAUUUAUGGGGAAUUUAAAAGUCUAUUCAAGAGAGCUUUGUAAACGUGAGCUUACAUGCCUAAUAUUAAACAGAUUCACAUUUCAUAACAGUGGUAACAUUUCACUUCGUCUAUUACCAUCAUUCAACACCUUAAAUUCAAAGUUAAAAUUUAAGCAACCCUAGUAUACAAAUUACAUCUAUUGCUGAAAGCUCUGUACCUUGAAGUGACCUUAACUUUCCUUAGGUUUGCAACAAAACACUACUUGAUAUCUUAACUCUCUGGCGGUUGUUUCAGCUAUAUGGAACUCUAUGUUGCAUAUUCUAAACUCUGCGGAGGAAGACUGUUUAAAGGAAAAAGCAAAACUCCCACUAUGUCUGAAAAGCAAAAAAGGCAUUGAGCAUUACGUUUGAAAAGCAAUAAAGUUGCAAAUUACCAAGAUAUAAUAGUGAGAAACAAUCCCCCCUUUGACCUCCAUGGUUUUGCUCCUUCUCAAACGUGUUGAUCUUUGGUUUAUGAUGUAAUGCACAAAUCCAUUAUGUUUUCAUUAAAAGAGAAUGUAUUGGAAGUAGCUUCCCCCUGCCUCCGACCAUACAGAUACAAAUGGAACUUUUUCACUCCAAACACAGUGAAUAAAGCCUCUUUCUCUAUUUGGAAAUAGUUUCGCUCACUAGCUGUGAGAGUUUGAGAGGCAAAAGUGAUAGGCUUUUCCUUGCCUUUCUCCAUAACAUGGGAGAACCUGAUGCUGUGUUCUUGUAAGUGCCUGAAAACCUCGUCUAGGAUUGCCAAAUGUUGCUCAGGGGAAACCCCUGAAAUCAGGAUGUCAUCCAAACAGCAAACUGUGAACUUAACCCCCUGCAAAAGCUGAUCCAUAAUCCUUUUUAAAAAAGCUGGUGUACUGGAGACUCCAAAUGACAGCCAUUUGUAACCGGUACAAACCCUUGUGUGUGUUGAUUGUUUGGUACUUCAGUAAAUCCUCAACCAUCUCAACCUGCUGAUAGGUGUGAGGUAAAUGAAUCUUGGUAAAUACUUGUACCCCAGCUAACGUUGCAAGCAAAUCUUCUGUAUUAGGUAAAGGGUACUGGAUGACAUCAGCACAUUUGUUUACUGUCAUCUUGUAGCUGCCACACACUUUCAGUGAACCAUCUUUCUUGGGGACCAACACCACUGGGCAGCCCAGUCACUUUGACUCACUUUGUAAAUAAUCCCUUCAUCCUCCAGUCUCUGUAGCUCCUGCUCAACCUUUUCUUUAAGAGCAUAUGGAAUGGGUCUUGCUUUCAGGAAGAUGAGCUGUGCACCAGCCUUCAUGGACCUGAAUGGAUCCGAGGCUUUAUACAGCUUGAUGUUUCGAUACCCCCUCUCAGGGCUUCGUACUUAGCACGGAUAUCCUCCACAGCAGGCACUUGAGACACCUUGAAGGUGGUGGACCAAUAUAUUUUCAGUUUCUCAAGCCAGUUCUCCCCAAGCAACACAGCUUUUCUCCUUGAGCCACCAACAGAGAUAGUUGGAUUUCCUGGGUCUGAUACUGCACAGUAGCUUGAAGUUUUCCCAACAAAGGUAACGACUUACCAGAAUAUGUUUUCAAGUGGAACUACAUUGGCUGCAAUUUGAGAUGCCUAAACAACUUCUUGUGCUCCACCUCAGAGAUGAUGGAUACCACUCAUCCCGUGUCGAUUUCCAUGCUGACUUGCUUACCCUCCAACAAUAACUGAACUUGAAACCCUCAUCCACCUUGUCCUUUAGACUUGAGAGUUUACAAUCCCAGUCCAGGCUGCUCUUCAGUAUUACUCAUGGGUGAACCGUAGAUUGCACCAUCUCUUUCUUAUCGCACAUCUUAGCAAGGUGACCCUUAGUGUGACACUUGCAACAUUAAACCGACCUAGCCCUGGACCCUGAUGGAGAAUGCUUUCCACCACAACAAAAACAAGUCAUGGCUUCCUCAUUUCAAAUGCCCUGGACUGGUAUUUUUGCUGACCUUAUUGACCAUAUUGUCCACCAGCACACUGGCGUCUCGAAAAUCCUCUUUGUUGGCUAAAUCCAUGGAUUGUGUGGUUUCAAACAUUUUCUUAAACGUAAACUGUCUCUCUCUGCCAACAACUUUGUCUGAAUUUGCACGCUUUUCAAUCCGAAAUGAGGCCGCGUAAUGAGGUCCCCUAACGCGUCUUCCAAAAAAGUUCUAAACUCACACCUCAACGCCAGUUGCUUCAACUCACCUACAAACUGAGGGACCGUUUCACUCUCAUGCUGGUUCGGACUAUGGCAUUUAAAACGUUUGGUGAUCAAAACAGUUUAGGCGAGUAAGGUGAAAUCAUAAGCUCUUUCUUCAUUUCAAUGAAAGACUUACCUUUCAGACAUCCAUGGGCUAACAAAUUCUGCAGCACACCAUAUGCAUCUUAUCUAACUAACGCUAGAAACGCUUGGACAUAAUUCGCUGCAAAAUACAAUUCCACUCGCUCGAUAUAACUUGCAAUAUCUUCUUUACUGCCUACCUACUCUCCAACUUGAAGUACAAGCACUAUCCUUGUCACCGAAAAUGUAAUAUUUAGGUCUCAAGCGACAGGACAAACAAACCAUGUAUGUGAAUCAUUCUUUUAAUGCAACUGUGGAUGUGCAAAACCUGCCCUAUAAAAAUUAAUAUAAGAGUUCUGGAACCCAAUAAUAUAUUACAAAAGGAAUACUUAGCACAUCAAGGAAAUUUAUGUCACGAGUUUAAAGGAAGUGUAGAAAGUGUCACCAAUUCGAUGAAUGGCUGCGGUUUUGUUUAUGAACUCAGUUGCAUUACACAUUGUUGAAGUGGUGGCAUGACAUGUAUUUUACAUAACUAGGGAACACAGAGCAGUCAUUCCUCUUUAAUGUAGCUGUUCACUUCAGUCUUUCACACCAGCCAUUUAAAAAUUUUGUUCAAUUAUUUGAGCUCAUCUAUUAGAAAACUUCUUUAAGCCAUCCAGCUGUUUGGCCACUUCAUUUUGAAAGGCUUGGCUACCUGUUUCUCUCCCAUUCACUUGCUGUGCAUGCCAUUUCAAACAGAUACCUUAAGGAAUGUUUUCGUGUGAACGGUUACAAAAGUUUUAAACAGAUUUGAAAUUUCUACAAGUAACCAUUUUGCAAAUCCAGUGAAAUAUAGAUUUUAUCAUUCUACUCAAUGAUAACAAUUUCUGCAGAAAAUGUUCUUCAGUGCGCAGAGUCCAUGGUAUCAUCAACACCCUCAGAUGACAGUCAAGGGAACUCACAGCCAGUGUCCACGGAUGGUACAAAUGUGAACAAAGCUGACACAACAGGUGUGUGUGAUCCUGAGCUUAGAACCGCAUUCUGCUUUUUCAAACAGAGACCCAACUGAGACCAGCAAAAGUGUGUGUCUUACAGAGUUUGUGAUAUAUUAACAGAGAUGUAGCUAAGGAAAAGCUAAGCAGGCUUUUUUUAUCAGUCAAGCUGCACCGUCAAAAUUACCCCAAGUUUUUGAUUUUCAGAGCAAUUUGAGCCAGUGGUUAAGGGUCUUUUUCAGCUGGUGAAAUUAGCUGGCAGCUGGCUCUUAGGGACAUCCAACCUGUAUUAAGUUAAGGUUACUGUAUACCUUCAGGCACGUCUCAUGUGCAAGUGGUAAAGUGCAUUCUGGUUAAGCUGAAGAUACCUAAAAUCCUAUUUCAAAUUAAAGUUUAUUGAACUGGCAAUAUUAUUAGACAAACCAACAAUCCUUUAUAACACAUGCAUUUUCAAUUUUUAAUGAUUUUUUAAUGUGAGUGUCUGGACCAGCUUUUGAAAGCUUAAAAUCAAGGGGAAUUUGUUUCAUUGACCUAGGAUUUUGAGGAAUGUUUAUUUAAUGUGUAUGCAUGCAACCAAACCUGUUAAGGAAUUUUUUUGUUUCGUAAAACGUUUUUAUUGAGAGACAUUUUUGUGUGAUUCCAUUUUUUUAGCCUUUUUUUCCAAGUUGUUCUGUAAAUUUUCAUUGGAAUCAAAAAUUGCAAAAUCCCACUCAGCAUGUUUUUAUUAACACUUCAACUUUGAAAUACUAGAACAAAUCCUUUUUUGUGAAAAACAAAAAUCAUUUCAAGUUUUAGCUUCAGCUUGUCCUUGCACUUUUAUCUUUACCCUUUCUGGCUGUAUAACUCCUCAUCUUAAAAAAGUUGCAGAAACUCUGUGUUCAGCCACCUUGUUGCUCAGAGGUGAAUCAGCGGUGGAUAUCCUGAGUAUGAAUAGCCAUCACUAAAGUACACUCAAAAAACACUAUCCACUGUUUUAGUAUUUACUAAUUAAAAAUAAUGAAUAAAAUAUAUAAAACCAAUUGGUGUCUCCGGCUCUCUGUGCAAUCCAAGCACAUUCUGCCCACUCAAUGUGAGAAAUGAAAUAUUCUUGCGGUGUUAAGAUCUGAUUUAGUUCAGACCUCACAGGGCUUUAUAGGGCAUUAAUUAUAUCAAAAGUGGAUUCAGACACUUUCGUUGAGAAUCUUAAAAAACUGAAAUUUGCACGUUUUUAAAAAAUUGUUGGUUUAUUAAGAUAACCAGGGCAAUAAGCUUGGGUAUUUCUUGAUGUUGUGGAAACUUUUGUAGUUUCGCUUUUGUGUUGUGUUUUGGGUAUUGUUCAGUGUCUUUUUGAUCUUUUGUAUCAUGUCAUUUGGUGAUCGUCUACAGCCAUCUACAACACAACCAAGAAACUGUCAUAAGCUUUAAUUAAUUUAAUAUAGUUAUAGUUAUAGUUAAAGUUAGGUAUGUUCAGUUUAACCAGAAUGCGCAUUGUCGCCUACAUGCAAGACACCCCUGAAGGUAUCUGCUAAACCUUAAAGAACAGCUGUAGUUAAGUCUAGGUCAUGGCCAAAGAAUGACCAAGAUCAGUUUUCUCCUGUGGAUAUCAAUAUACAAAGUCAAAAGAAAAGGUCAUAAGAAUUGAUAAAAAUGAUCAGCAAAGAGAAAAUGCUUUGAUCCUUUAUGGAGUUCGGUCUGGAGAUGUUGGGGCUGAAACAGUGGUUCAGUGUUUAGUAAUGCGACGAACUCUAGAUCCAGUGGCUGCAUGGACUUUGAGCUUUGGCUGUGCCAUUGCAUUGUUUCCUAAUUAUAUAAUGCUUGCAACUUUAGCCUUUUACCAAGUGUAGGGUAAGGGUGCAGGGUGUUUAGCCAGUAAUAGUAUCUUAAUUAGGGGCCAGUUUCAGUAAAUGUCAGACAUAACUGCUGUCAUCUAUGCAUGAAACUUGAUACAGGUUGAGAUAGAGCAGUAAAAACACUGAUCUCUGUCUGUCAGUUGUCAAUGCUUGGAUUACAUCACCUUAAACCCACUUGUGGUAGUGAACAGUGAUUAACCUGGAGGCGUCUGCUGAGGAUCACUGCUGUUAUGUGCAGAGCAAUGAUAAGACAUUUUGAAGGUACUGUUUAUGACAACUUGUUUUGCCCAUCAAUAUAUUGGUGUUUUAAUUUGUUUUUAGAAGUGCCCACAAGCAGUGGAAAGCAAGAGAGGACAGAGUCAGAAACCACCCCCAUAACAGUAGGGCCCUGCACACCAGACAAACCCCAUGUGCCAGCUUCAAAUGGUCUUCAUUACUCUCCUGGAUUCUUAGCUACCAGUAAUCUUUCUCAGUUAGCAGAACUUGCAGCUAAUAAGUCAGCCAUGAAUCAGACAGCGCCAAACAGUGUACAAACACCUACUGCUCAGCCUCAUCUGCUUGGAAACCAAAGUAGAUUUGUUAUUCCCACUCAAGGAAUCACCCCUGGUAUGUUUGGAGCAUACCAAACCUCACCCAUUGUGCAAUAUCAUGGCUUUACCCCAUCUCCUGCUACCCAGGUCCCAUCGCCGUUUGUCAAGGGCUCUAUCAUUCAGCUGACAAGUGGAGAGUUAAAGAGAGUUGAAGAUCUUACAACAGACGAUUUUGUUCACAGCACAAAGCUCUAUCCAGAUCACAAAUUGGAUACCAGCACUGUAGUGAAAAUAGAGGAUGGUACAGAUGCAGGAUGUACACAUAUAACCUUCACCAUCAACAGUUCAAAAAAACAGGUACUGUAAUAUACAAGUUAACAAGCAAGUUCCAGCUUGUAUAGGCUUAUCACUUUGAUGUAUUGAGAGUGUUGUCUAGUAGAGUCUCCUUCCAAAGGAGAGACUUGGGGUUGGGAGACUUAUUACUCUGUUACAUAUUGCUGGGUGAGGAUGUCGCUUAACUAUGGUAUCACUGUUGUUGAAUUUGAAUAUGUCACUGUAGGCUGAAAUGUCCUCCCAAGUAUCCAGAACUUUUCAUUGAGCAAAUCAAUUGUAGAUGCUUAAACAUUGUCAGUGGCAGACUACACUGUCAAUUUUGAUGUGGCCCAGUAUUCAAUUUUAAUUACCUUUUUUCGGUAAAAUAUGCACAAUUUCCUUAAGUUUCUGUCUUUUAUUACUGUUAUAUUAAGUCACCCAGUUUAAUGCUUGUAUGUGUUACAGGUGAAAUUUGAUUUCAGGUUAAAAUGUUUUUAACCGAAAAUGAUUCUGGUGCUAGGAGACAAAGGAAAUUAAGAGUCAAGCUUGGUACCAUUGAAAGGCCUCCAUAGGAGAGGCUGACGUGUCGUGGCUUAACGCUGGUGGCCCUCGUCGUGAGCUUUAAAAUGUUGGGUAGGGCAAAUGUUUCUAGUUGAAAUAAGAUGCCAUUGCAAGAAGAGAUCACUAUUUUGUAAUUUCUUUUGGCAGGUAACUCUAAACUGUCCUGUGGAGCACCCAUUCUUUGUGUAUGGCCAAGGUUGGACGUCCAGUAGACCAGACCAGUCCCUUGCUAAGUAUAAUCUGAGCUGUCAGCCUCUCAAGGUUGGUGAUGUGUGCAUAUUUCUUUCUCCUUCUGCAGUUGGUGUUCUUCCAAGUGUUCCAUCAACCCAAGCUACUCCAGCUGCACAGUCUGGCACUUUGUCAGUUCCAGUAAAGGGAGCCAUAUCUGUCAGUAGCACAAGUCAAACACCAAGUUCUGUUACAGUGUCCUAUGCACAAACUCUUGCUGGAAUGGCAGCUUUACCAGGCAACAUGCAAGGUGUUGUUGUAACAUCCUCUCUACCAGCUGGCAUUCCUGCAAUAUAUCCAGGAACAUUUCCACCACCUCAGGGAAAAGUGGGAAGUACCCAAAGUGGUGCUGAACGAUCGGCAACAACUCAGCCCAUAGUGGUCUACACAGCUGAUGGCAAACCCUCAGAUCCCCAGCAUCCCCCAGGAGUAGUGUCUGGGGGAUUCCCAUUAGCUGGUGGUGCUUACUACCAACCCCUCCCAGGAACUCUUAUGACAUCAGUGCCUCCUGGCCAAACAUUUGUACAGGGCACAGUUGUGCCACAAGGCUCUGUAGGAAAUGGUUUGCUUGUUGCUGCAGUUGGUUUUGUCCCUGGUAGACAACCUCCAUUUGUUCAGUCUGGAAUGUUGUACAAUCCAUCUCCGGUGGAAGUUGUGCCAAAGGCAGCUGGUGACGGAAAGGCUGAGGAAUAUCCACAAAAGCCUGGAAGAACAGACACACGAGCAGAACUUUCACAGCCGGAUGCUAAGCGAGCAAAAGCUGCUGACACAGAAGUAAAAUAGAGUUUAUUUAUAAAUGAGCUCUUGAACAUGAAAUAACUUUUACUAAAAGAGAUAUAUAGUUAUAAUAUUAUUAAUAAGGAAGCUCUUCCUUUAACUUGUAUUUAUUUCAGAUCAGACUAACUUGAAAAGUUGUCUUACAUCGUUUGUUGAGACGUAAGCUCCCACUAUCAGCUUUAAUUUCAGAGAAACACAAUUUGUAUUUAAUAUUGUUUUGCUCCUUUUCACAUGUGAUCCGCCUUUUUAUUGAGUGAUUUAAUUUAAGUAAAAAUGGCACAUCUAGUUUAAAGUGUAUAUUUUAUAACAAAGAGUUUGUAGUUAUUAUAUAGCUUACUUUAAGGAUAAGAAAUAUACAUGUAGGAAAAAAAUAUUAUUUGUUGCAUUACAAGGUUGUUAAUUGGAUAUUUAAAAAGUUGGUAAAGUAGCAUUGUUUCCUCAUACGUAUGUCUGCAAGCGGUUUUCAGUCAAGAAACACUGUCAGUGUUGGUUUUGUGAAAGAAUUUAACAUCUAAUAUUAGCCUUUUCAGCGUUGUUGCAAUUACUUUGAAAACAAGGUAUAGUGUGUUGCUUUUGGUAUGAAAAUAGAUUAUUCUUCUCACUUGAAUAAAACUCAUUUCCAUGGGAAAGGUUCUCCUUUUUUUGGAACUCAAAAAAGCCUAGCUUGUGGAAUUCAUUUCUUGCGUAAAUUAGACCAAAAUUGAAGCAGUAAAUGUUUAGACAAGAAAUCAGUGACAACCUUCUCAGACAAACUAAUUAGCUUCCUCUUAAUAUAAAUUUUUGUACUCCUAAUACAAUUAACUGAGAUUGAUUCUAUCUGGAGAUUUAGACAUUUUUCAUCCCAAAGUUACGUAUUAUGGCAUGAGAACAAAGCUGAAAAACCUUUUGGCAUUGGGAGUUAUAGCAAUAUGGUAAUCAUUUGUUACUAAAAUUGAGGAAUGAGCCACAGUGACCUGAUUUUUCUUGUAUUUCUCUUAAAAAAUUUAGUAUACUUGUCCUCAGAGCUGCAAAUUAAUAUAAGCCUUGCAGAUUAUUUAAGCUUAAUUCAGGUCAUUGUAGUUCGUUUUAUGGGGGCACACUGAAGCUCAUUGUUUCUAUGAAAGGGCAGAGUGAGGUUCAAUUCAGCCACAAAAGCAGUGGAAGUUAAAAAAAACCCUUAAAUACUGAUCGAGCUAGACAACAUUAAAUUCCCACCACUAAUAAUUAUUAUUGAUAACCCCUAUGCCAAUGGAGAAACACAAUUAAAAUUCAAUAUUUUGUUGGAAAAAGUAUGUUUUAGUUUUCAGUAAAAAAAAUCAUUAAUUUCAUCCAUUUAUUUCUUGAUCACAUGUACUGGCUAACGCAAUUACGUAUCAGUAGUACACACAAUGCAUCCAUACGUUAGUUGUCUUAAUGUCGGAAUAACACCUAGUGGCCAUAUUUGAUUUGGUAGCAAAUGAUUACUACAAGGUGAGUGGGCAAGAAACCUAUUUUGUUAUGAACAGUCUAAGGCAAGUAUUAAACUAAGAGAGAUAUUAUUUUAAUAUCCACAUUAACAAGCUUUACCGUUGUGACCGCUAAAACUUUAGCCUGUGUGAGUUGCAAGCUUUUCCGUAUUGUUGGAUUUAACAUGUAUAAAAAUACUACUGUCGUAUUCAACCAAAUAAGGGAUGGAUGUCAAUGUCUCUUACCAAUAUGUGUAGAGAUAAAUGUACAAUACUUUAAAAUUAUUUAUUUAAUACAACUUCAACUUGAG
Messenger RNA from Porites lobata, 12563 nucleotides. The record is from the annotation of a GenBank genome assembly. Lineage: Eukaryota; Metazoa; Cnidaria; Anthozoa; Scleractinia; Poritidae.